AUGGAGGCUCCUCCUGUCACUGUGAUGCCUGUCACCGGUGGCACAAUCAAUAUGAUGGAGUAUCUGUUGCAAGGUAGUGUGUUGGAUAUGGCCCUGGAAAGCUUGUUGCAUCGUCUUCGUGGUUUGUGUGACAACAUGGAACCUGAGACUUUCACAGACCAUGAGCUUGUGUAUCUUCUGAAAGGUCAGCAGGGAAGCCCUUUCAUUUUGCGUGCCCGUCGCUCCCUCUCCCACCAAAACGCUCCGUGGCACCUACGCUACCUAGGUCAACCGGAAGUAGGAGACAAGAGUCGCCAUGCCCUUGUACGCAACUGUGUUGACGUGUCGGCCUCUCAUAGCCUUCCAGAGUUCCUCAAUGAGAUGGGGUUCCGCAUGGACCACGAGUUUGUGACCAGUGGCCAUAUAUUUCGCAAAGGCGCCAUGAAAGUUGUGGUAUGCAACGUGUCUCGUGUCCAGGUGCCAGGGAACACCGAGAGCACAGAGCGAAUGUCAAAUUCACAUUUAGUUGAACUGAGUGUGUUGGCUCCAGCUGGUCAGGACACCGUGUCAGAGGACAUGCGGAGCUUCGCUGAGCAACUCAAACCUCUGAUUCACCUGGAGAAGAUCGACCCGAGCAAGCAGAGACAUUAA
Molecule: messenger RNA, 630 nt
Organism: Nematolebias whitei (Rio pearlfish)
Lineage: Eukaryota; Metazoa; Chordata; Actinopteri; Cyprinodontiformes; Rivulidae
Gene: med18
Product: mediator of RNA polymerase II transcription, subunit 18 homolog (yeast)
Exons: 2
Coding region: 1-630 (209 amino acids)
Biological process (GO): regulation of transcription by RNA polymerase II; termination of RNA polymerase II transcription
Cellular component (GO): mediator complex; core mediator complex
Molecular function (GO): transcription coregulator activity
Source: RefSeq, a predicted model, not a curated record